Molecule: messenger RNA, 1008 nt
Organism: Eptesicus fuscus (big brown bat)
Lineage: Eukaryota; Metazoa; Chordata; Mammalia; Chiroptera; Vespertilionidae
Gene: VAMP7
Product: vesicle associated membrane protein 7
Exons: 8
Coding region: 145-807 (220 amino acids)
Biological process (GO): exocytosis; vesicle fusion
Cellular component (GO): SNARE complex; membrane
Molecular function (GO): SNAP receptor activity; SNARE binding
Source: RefSeq, a predicted model, not a curated record
CGCGGGCGGGGCUCCGUACCCGGAAGCUGGCGGCGUCCGGUCCCAGCCUUUUCUGGGAGCCGGGAGUUAGAGACCCUCCGCUGAACCGCGCCCCUCCGUCCGGAGCCCGUGCGCUCUCAGGGGGCGUCCGGCCAGAUUAAAGCCAUGGCCAUUCUUUUUGCUGUUGUGGCCAGAGGAACCACCAUUCUUGCCAAACAUGCUUGGUGUGGAGGAAACUUCCUGGAGGUGACGGAGCAGAUUCUGGCUAAGAUACCUUCUGAAAAUAACAAACUAACAUACUCACAUGGCAGUUAUUUGUUUCAUUACAUCUGCCAAGACAGGAUUGUAUACCUUUGUAUUACUGAUGAUGAUUUUGAACGUUCCCGGGCCUUUAAUUUUCUGAAUGAGAUAAAGAAGAGGUUCCAGACUACCUAUGGUUCAAGAGCGCAGACAGCACUGCCUUAUGCCAUGAAUAGUGAGUUCUCAAGUGUCUUGGCUGCACAGCUGAAGCAUCAUUCUGAAAACAAGGGCCUAGACAAAGUGAUGGAGACCCAAGCCCAAGUGGAUGAGCUGAAAGGAAUCAUGGUCAGAAACAUAGACCUGGUAGCUCAGCGCGGAGAAAGAUUGGAACUAUUGAUAGAUAAAACAGAAAAUCUCGUGGAUUCGUCUGUUACCUUCAAAACAACCAGCAGAAAUCUUGCCCGAGCCAUGUGUAUGAAGAAUCUCAAGCUUACUAUCAUCAUUAUCAUCGUAUCCAUUGUGUUCAUCUAUAUCAUCGUGUCACCUCUCUGUGGUGGAUUUACAUGGCCAAACUGUGGGAAGAAAUAAAGACGAGUUAACUAAGGACACACAAGAACAAGAAGUUAAAAGUUCCACGCGACUUAAGCCUUUUAAUACUGACAGAUGGUGUCUGCCAGUCUCUUCAACCCUCCUCUUUCUUUUUUUCUGUUUAUAAUCUUGUUCUAUGCAUCCAAAUUGAUCUCUGUCCUGUCAACCAAUUUAUUCCAAUACACUUCACAUUGAGCCAUG